Messenger RNA from Naegleria gruberi, 1125 nucleotides. RefSeq names its product leucine rich repeat, typical subtype-like protein. Lineage: Eukaryota; Heterolobosea; Eutetramitea; Acrasida; Naegleriidae. The transcript has a single exon. Gene Ontology annotation, molecular function: small GTPase binding; GTPase activator activity. The record is from RefSeq and is a predicted model, not a curated record. The coding region runs from base 1 to 1125 and encodes 374 amino acids. Gene Ontology annotation, biological process: activation of GTPase activity; nucleocytoplasmic transport. Gene Ontology annotation, cellular component: cytosol; perinuclear region of cytoplasm; nucleus.
AUGGCUCAACUAACCACAUACAUUCCAGAUGAUAUGAUUUAUUGCAUAUUGGAAUUUAUUGAUUCUAUUGAUCGGAUCAGAGUGAUGCGAGUUUCCAAAACAUUUUUUAGGAUUUCUCUAAGCGUACCUCUCUCACUGGAUUUAUCUUUUAAGAAGAGAAUUGGUAUCCAGAGGUUGUCCCUCAUGUUGAAGAGUAGCAAAAAUCAUCUCCUUAAAUUAACGAGCCUAAAUCUAUCGGAAAAUAAUUUAACGAAGGAAGUAAUAGAAGCCUUAUGUAAUUGUGAUGGUUUUCCAAAUUUAAAAAGCUUGAACCUACAAAAUAACAUGAUUCAUAGAACUGGAGCAAGUUUUUUGGGGACAACAUCCAAGUUUAAACAAUUAGAAGAGUUGAAUCUGAACUCGUGUUCUAUUGAUGAUGUAGCUAUGAGAUUAAUUUCAGUGAAUCAAGAUAUUGCUGAAUCACUUAGAUCAUUAUCUAUUCGAAAUAAUAAUGUUGGAAAUAUUGGAGUGAAAUACCUAUGUAGCACCAUGGUUCAUUUAACCAAAUUGGACAUUUCAAAAAAUUCAGCCUUUAUGGGAGGAGAAGCAAUUGUCAAUAUUUCAAACAAAUUGAGUCAGUUAACUGAUUUAUCUAUCAAUGACAAUCCUAUUGGAAAUGUUGCAGAGUUGUGCAAAAACCUUAAAAAUCUAACCCAUUUAGAUUUAAGUAAUUGUAAGUUAAAUGAUAAUGGGCUAAAAGAGUUUGCAGAAAAUUCGCAACUUGUAAAUUUGAGGAUUCUCAAUCUGAGAUCGAAUAACAUUUCAAAUAUUGAGCCAUUAGCAAAGUGCAAACACAUUACAGAACUAAGAAUGUUAUGUCUUUCUUGUAACUCUAUUGGCGAAUCAUUCGAAAGUUUCAUUCAAGUGUCCCGAGUAUCAAAUCCAUUUCCAUCCCUACAAGUUCUUGAUUUGAGCAUGUGCUCAAUUACUCAAGAAGUUGCAUACAAACUCACUUCCAGCACCAUUCUUGAUAAACUAAAAGCACUUAAUAUUAGUGGAAACAAUAUCGGAAACGCUGAAAAUGCACCUCGUUUACAACUCAUUAGCAGUGCCAUGACAUUUUCUCCUAACAUGAUUAUUCAAUAA